GUAUUUACGGUUGGUAGCUCUACUUGGCCAUGUGUUGUCAGCGCAACGUAAACAAACCUGAGAAACGUUUUGCCUCAACUCCGGUGGAAAGUGGAAUAAGUGAGAAAACGCUGUUGUCAAAUGGUGUAAAUGUACGUGGAAUAAAGUCUCACUUUUGACACAAAUUUAACAAUGGCAGCAAAAAAAGCACACACUAUUAGUGACCGAGAACGGACUGACGACAUACAUGUAGAGGAAAAUGUGGAUUUUGCAGGUAUGUACUUAUCUGACCAUGUCCUAGAGGGACUGAAGAAAUCUGGAUUUAUCAGGCCGAGUCCCAUUCAACUUGCUGCCAUUCCACUUGGUCGCUGUGGGCUUGACCUUGUGGUUCAGGCCAAGAGUGGAACAGGUAAGACAUGUGUGUUUACUGUUGUUGCUCUAGAGAUGCUCAGUGUUGCAGCCUCAACAACUCAAGUAUUGGUCAUAGCACCAACAAGGGAGAUAGCAGUGCAGAUCACUCAAGUAAUCAAUUCCAUAGGCAGUGGAACACCAGGGUUGAGGGCCUAUGCCUUUAUAGGUGGAAUUCCUCUGUCACAGGAUAAAGCAAAGCUAAGCUGUUGUCAUAUAGCUGUGGGCACACCAGGACGUUUAGCACAGCUGGUUGAACUUGGUCUCCUAAAGCUUGAUAAUGUUCGCUUGUUUGUUCUUGAUGAAGCUGAUCAGUUGUUGACUGGUCAGUUCACAAAAGGAGUAAUCAGUCUAGCUUCAGCACUUCCUUUGAAUAAACAAAUAUUAGCAUUAAGCGCUACAUACACAGAUGAAGUUGCAAAAGUUGCAGAAGAACUGAUGCGUUCACCAAAUCAUGUUCGCCUUGAUCGAGAUUGUCCUGCUCUUCUUGGAGUGAAUCAGUUUGCUAGGCUGCUUCCCUUCCAUCAUCAGCCACACAGAAUACAGCAAACCAAAAUGUCUGAGCUGUUGUCAGUAUUAUCAACAGUAACUUUCAACCAGUGCCUUGUCUUUACUAAUUCCCAGUUACGUGCUGAAUCAAUUUGUAAUGAAUUACGAGCAACUGGAUGGCCAGUAUCAUACCUGACAGGUGGACAAGCACAAAGAGAUCGCUUACAGGCACUUGAUGCACUCUGCUCCUACAAGUGUCGCAUCCUUAUAUCCACAGACCUCUCUGCCAGAGGUUUAGAUUCAGAACACGUCAAUCUAGUGAUAAAUCUAGAUAUGCCACGGGACCAGGCUACUUACUUGCAUCGUGUUGGACGAGCAGGACGCUUCGGUUCUCGAGGAGGUGCCAUCACACUGGCUACUGAAGGGGAUGAUUGGACAGCUAUGAGAGCUAUUGUGACACUUGCCAAUGUGAAAGCAUAUUUGCUUCAAGAGGGCUGGGACUCCAAUAUCACUAGUAAAGAGGUAGCAGGUAUGGAGGAAGUAGAGAUGCUGGGGGAAGAGGAACUGAAUCUGUGGCUGGAGGUAAACAAGCAAAAAGGCUUUCCACAAGACCAAAAGGUUAUGAAGAGUAUACAAAAUGGGAAUGUAGGAGAGAGAAUAACUGAGUCGGUAGGGAGAAAAUCUAAUUCGAAAGUAGAAUUACAUGAUGAAUCUGAAAAAGAAAAUCUGAAGGAUACAUCAGUGAGAAAAAAAAAUCACAAGCAGAAUAAGACAGUUGUAAAACAAGAAAGUAAAAAUGAUAAACCAGGUAAUCAGGGAAAGUGUAAUGUAAAGAACACAAAAGAAACAAUAAAUGACAGUAUAUCAUGCAAGAAAGAAAGCGAUCCUGAAGAAGUGGCAAAUAAAGCAAUUGAAAAGAAGGCAGAAAACCAGAAAAAAGUUUCAGCCCUUCUCAGUAAAGUAAGCUUUUCCUUGCAUAAGUUUUCAUAUGCAGAGAUUUACAAGGAAUUAUCAGAGAAAGGUGACACAGAAAGUGCUAGUAUAUCUUCAACAAUUACUAUUCCAUCCUUGCCAGAUAAGCUGAAUCCAUCUGAGUCAGAGCUGAAGGUUCUCUGUGACCACAUAGAGGACACUAAUGAGGACCUUGAAAACAAAAUUACAAGUAUAGAUAAAUUCUGGAAGUCCUCAGAAGUUGAUAUAAAAGAAGCACUUCAAGCUUUAAUUGAAGGCAAAGAUCCAAGUUCCCUACCUCGCAACAAUGAUUAUAAGGAAUCUUGCAGUGAUGUGACUGAUCAUGUAUGUCUUUUAGAGCCAGAUGAAAAGGGAUUAUCCCCAAAAACAGCUCUACCAACACAUGAAUUUAAUGGCAUUACACAUAAGAACACUUCUGAUUGUGCAGACAAAGUAACAGAGAGUUCUUUGUCAGAGAGGGAGAGUAAAGUCAACACAGACUCUGGCAGUGGGUUAUAUCAGUCUUCCAAGAGCACGACUCAGUCUACCUCAGAACUGUGUUCCUCAAAGAAGACCAGUAAUUCAGGAGAAAGCAAAGAAAAAGUACUCAAGUCUCAAGAAAUAAAACAAAAGGUUAAGAAGUCAAGGUCACACCAUAAACAGUCACAAGAAGAUUUAGAAAUGAGAAGAGAACCCAAGUCUAAAAAGGUACAAAAGAAGCUAACAAAGAGGUCCACAUCUACCAGCACAGAUACUUCUUUUGAGAGUAGCUCAAGCACUGAUUAUCAUUACCAGCAAAAUUAUAAUGGAUUUUAUGAUAGUCAACAACAGCAAAGGGAUUAUUGGAGCCAGAUGCAUGGUAUGUAUAGUUCAGGUUAUCAGCAAUAUGCACAGGCAGAUUAUUCUUCAUAUGGAGGAGCUUACCAGAAUUUCCAACCACC
Messenger RNA from Penaeus monodon (black tiger shrimp), 2768 nucleotides. Its product is annotated as probable ATP-dependent RNA helicase DDX20. Gene Ontology annotation, molecular function: ATP binding; nucleic acid binding; RNA helicase activity. The record is from RefSeq and is a predicted model, not a curated record. NCBI's taxonomy places the organism in Eukaryota, Metazoa, Arthropoda, Malacostraca, Decapoda, Penaeidae.